AUGGAAGACGAACUAGAAGAUCGCGUAGUACACCAAACGUACUUAUCGUUUAUGAAAAUUUUGUCACGCUUUAGUAGUAGUGUUGCGUUUGACACCCCGACGAGCUAUUUAUGGAAGAUGGUGCGACUUUAUUUACUGCGCUCCGAAGUGCUAAUUUUUACCUUAGCUAUUGUGGUAUUCUUCAUGUAUUUGCAGACGAUAGGGUUAUGGAGUCGAACAUUACUAAGCAGGCUGUCGCAUGCUGUAAAUCCAAUAAGCGCAGUUCAGCGAAUGAAAUUGAUGGAUGGUUCUGAUGCCGACAAGCAAAGUUGGGAAUUAAAAGGUUCAUUGAGCGCUGCUUACGCAAUUCAGGGUAGGAGAAUGCAUAUGGAGGACAAGUUCAUUAUUAAUGAAAACAUUAAUAACACAGGCAUAUCAUUAUUUGCGAUAUUUGAUGGACAUGGCGGUGAAUUCGCUGCGAACUACGCGAAAGACCAUCUCAUACAGAAUUUGUACAAUAAAAUUGUGGAAUUAAGUGCAUUUAAAAACGGGAAACUCUCCGAUAUACAAAAAAAUGACAGUCCAGAAGAACCGAAGAAGGAUGAAAAAGAAAAUGUUAGUGUUGAAAGGAAAACAAGUUUCAAAAAAUCUGUUAGCACAGCCGAUGACACUUCUAAGAAGGAAAUUACCGAUCCUCAACUGUUGGCUCAACUGAAUAAAGCUAGGCCAAUAACGCGAGAAGUAAGGCCAGUAAAGCCUGUGAAGAAUGUUACAGUGCCAUUAUCUAGUUACAUAAUUAAGGGAAAGAUUAACUAUGGGAAGUUAUUAACUGAUGAGGUUCUUGCUGCCGAUCAAUUGCUUGUUGAAGCUGCGAAACGGUCUAUGAAUGUUGCUGGGACAACAGCAUUAAUUGCUGUCUUGGAAGACAAUCAUCUAAUAGUGGCAAAUGUAGGUGACUCAAGGGGAGUAAUGUGUGAUGUCCGUGGAAAUGCAAUACCCGUCUCAUUUGACCAUAAACCUCAACAGGUUCGAGAACAAAAAAGAAUAGAGGCAGCUGGUGGGUAUAUAGCGUUCAAUGGAGUUUGGAGGGUAGCUGGUAUUUUAGCUACAUCCAGAGCAAUGGGUGACUACCCUUUAAAAGAUAAGAACUUUGUUAUUGCCAAUCCUGAUAUAUUAACAUUCAAUUUAGACGAUCACAAACCUAUGUUCCUAGUACUGGCCUCAGAUGGCCUAUGGGACACAUUUUCUAAUGAGGAGGCAGUUAAAUUUAUCAAAGAGAGAUUAGAUGAACCAGAUUUUGGAGCCAAAAGCUUAACGCUGCAAGCCUAUUACAGAGGUUCGGUUGAUAAUAUUACAGUAUUAGUAAUUAAUUUUAUGCAUAAGCCGUUUUCAACUACAAAUUUUUCAGAAUAG
Molecule: messenger RNA, 1392 nt
Organism: Leptosia nina
Lineage: Eukaryota; Metazoa; Arthropoda; Insecta; Lepidoptera; Pieridae
Source: the annotation of a GenBank genome assembly